Rhagoletis pomonella (apple maggot) is the source of this 1160-nucleotide messenger RNA. RefSeq lists its product as uncharacterized. The coding region runs from base 317 to 997 and encodes 226 amino acids. Lineage: Eukaryota; Metazoa; Arthropoda; Insecta; Diptera; Tephritidae. The record is from RefSeq and is a predicted model, not a curated record. The transcript has 2 exons.
AUCUACACCAAGACACACACAUCGACGAAUCAGCGACUAGCUACAAACCGCAAGUAGGGAACUAGGGUAGAUUGUAAGUGAAUAAAGUUUAGUUCUGUAUUAACAUCAAGAGAAGAAAGUUAUAAUUUGCAAAGUGGCGCCCACGGGCUAGGAACUAACUAACCUGGAAAUUCCCGCUACAGCAAGGAUACUAACUGGAAGGACACAAGACAGCCAGCAGUAACAGGAUAUUAACUGGAAGGACACAAGACAGCAAGCAGUAACAGGAUAUUGACUGGAAGGACACAAGGAGAACCUGCUUUAAUACUAUACUACAAUGCAAAUACUACUAAUCUAUCCUGUGGUCCAUAAUAAUAGUAUUGUUAAGCUAGAGACCACGCUUGCGGCAAAAUGUAGCGAUAAAUUUCAACCACUCGACAACUGCAAUGACGCUCUUGUGGCUAAAGUGUGCAAACCGGCUCACUCAAAUUGCUUAAAUCAGGUGCUAAACAAUAACACAGCGACUUGCUCAUCAGAAUCAGCGUAUCAUAUACCACCAGUUCAAAAAAUAGACGAAGGCAUUAUCAUUCUUAAUAACGUGCCACCAACAACAAUACUUGAUCAACGAAAAUUGGAAAUUAAAGGAACGUAUUUGCUUCUUUUUCGAGAUUCCAUCACUAUAAAUGAUACAACCUACGUGGCAAAAAAGGAACCAAUUUAUAUCCAACCACAUCCUCCAAAGACGGUAUCGAUUAACUACUUGGAACACCAUACAAGUUUGUCCUUACCGUAUUUGCAUAAAAUUUACGUCGAUAAUGUUUCUCACAUUCAAGAGCUGAAAGAGGGCCUAUCUCUUCAUCGUACUUUCUUGUGGACAAUUUUUUCUUUUCCUCCAUUACUAAUCAUCGCAACAGCAAUUCUUUUCCUAUACCGCAGAAAAAAAUCGACAAUUAAUAAAGCAAAAACUCAGAGGGCAGUGGAGGAAAUUUUGGCGCAAGUCGAGGGCGACUCGUCUUAAGAGGGGGAGAAGUUAGCAUAUUUCACAGCUGCAAAGCUAAAACAGCGGUUUGAUGAUUCCUUAGAAUCACUCCCGCGCCUGCAUAGCUUCUUGGAUAUUUGUAAACAGACUUCACAGCUGCCAAGCUGAUCGACAAUUCUUCAGAAUCACUCCCACGCUUGUC